Photinus pyralis (common eastern firefly) is the source of this 3837-nucleotide messenger RNA. RefSeq lists its product as uncharacterized. Lineage: Eukaryota; Metazoa; Arthropoda; Insecta; Coleoptera; Lampyridae. The coding region runs from base 1 to 3837 and encodes 1278 amino acids. The transcript has a single exon. The record is from RefSeq and is a predicted model, not a curated record.
AUGCUAGAAGAUUUUGUUAAAAACAUCAAUUUAACGCUCCAAAUGCUCGAGCAUUUCUAUAAAAACUUUGCUCAUGAUGAUGCGAAAAAAGUCGCGAAAUUUAUUACAAUCAUCGAUAGCAACCUUAAACAGAUAAAAUCGACUAUUGCGGCUAGUACUUUCACGUUUUCCACUGGAGAGAAAAGACAACUUGCAACGCUCGCAGGUAAACUGGAACGCUAUAAGUGCCUUCUGAAGCAGCAGCAGCAAAAACAAGAACAAGGAGCACCAUCCGGAUCGUCGCUUGGUCGUCUCCAUAAUCGAGAAGAAGUCGAAUGGAGAGAUUUGGCUACGGCCUUUAAGUCGAGGGUGAGCUCAAGUAUUAUAAUUAAUUGCGGCCAUAAAACGCUUGGCACAUUUUUUAGCGAUAGUUUUAGAUUAUUUUCAAGUAAGAUUGUAGGCAUUUUUAAUAGAUAUAAUCAACCUUUAAAGGUGAAUUUUGAAUUUUGCGCUGAAUUUGUUAAGCCAUGCGUAAAUAACAAUGAUAGUGAAAAUAAUUUAGUAUCUAAGGAAUUUAGUUUUAACACAAAAAAUUUUAGCAUUUUGGCCUGUGACUUGAAUAAGACAAAUUUAAAAAAAUUAUUUAAUGUCAACGUAGUUGAUAAUCUCAUGAAUCGUCUGCUCCAAUUCGAAGAACAGGAAAGUGGUUGGGCGUUAUCCAAAAUAAUUUCGUUAACUGUGAAUGUUAACACCAUGACUUUAAUAAGGGCAUCAUCAUAUAUCGAUUUACCGAAUGAAAUUAAAGCCAAACAGGCUAUCAUUAACGUUAAAAACAACGACGAAGCCUGUUUUGGAUGGGCAUUAUCCUCAGCUCUUUUUCCUGCUGCCCGCCACUCCGAUCGUGUUUCUUCUUAUCCUUACUAUGGCCAAAUUUUAAACUUUGAGGGUAUUAAUUUUCCCGUGUCAUUACCUCAAAUUCCCAAAUUCGAAAAACAAAACCCAGAUUUAUCUAUAAACGUGUACGGUCUAAUUCGAAAAUCGGUUAGCAAUUACGUUACCGUUCCACUAUAUUUAUCCAAAGAUAAAAAAGAGCAGCAUGUAAAUUUAUUAAUGAUUCAAGACGACUAUGAAAUCGAUAGGAACGAUCUUGAUGAUGCUUAUAACGUUGAUAAGUGUCAAGAUAAAACCAUAAGAUUCCACUAUUGCUGGAUUAAAAAUUUAUCUAGGUUGGUGCAUUCACAGUUAACGAAGCAUGAUAGGAAACUGUAUAUUUGUGAUAGAUGUUUACACUAUUUCAACUCUCAGGCGAAAUUAGAUAAUCAUGAGUUGGAUUGUAGGAAAAUGAAUAAAUGUAAAUUGAAUACGCCAAAGCCGGGCACCACCAUCAGUUUUAAAGACUAUCAAUUUAAACAGACCGCUCCAUUCGUUAUGUAUUGCGACUUGGAAUGUUUAGUUAGUGAUUUUCAGGAAGGCGAGACACGCGACACGGUUAAAUAUAAAGAACAUAAAGUCUGUAGCAUCGCAUAUUAUCUCCACUGUACAUUUAACAACUCUUUAUCGAAACUUCGGAUGAAGAGGGGAGAGGAUUGUAUUAAUUGGUUCACAACCGAAUUAGGCGAAAUUGCCAGUACUUUGCAACAAUAUUUCGAUAAUCCCAUGCCAAUGGAACCAUUAAGCGAUAUGCAAAUGCUAGCGUUUAAUGCGGCCACUCAUUGCCACAUUUGCCAAGGUCAAAUAUCAGAGGAUGAGGUCAAGGUCAAAGAACACUGCCAUUUUUCAGGAAAAUGGAGGGGGGCAGCUCACCAGGUAUGCAACCUUCAGUAUAAGGCCCCCCACAUGAUCCCCAUAUUUUUUCAUAAUUUUAGCGGGUAUGAUAGCCAUUUUAUUAUAAAAGACCUUGCUCAAGCUAUUCCCGGUAAAGUUACACUGCUACCAAAAAAUAAGGAACGAUACAUUUCUUUUACUAAAUAUAUGAUAGAUACGAACGUGGAAUUCAGAUUCGUAGAUUCCUUUCGCUUCAUGAACGAAUCUUUAGACAAAUUAUCAUCCUAUUUAAAAUUUGACGAUUUUAAAAUUUUGCGCGCCACGUUAAACCAUUUAAGUGAAGAGCAGUUAAAGUUGUUGACUAAAAAAGGCGUUUAUCCUUAUGAAUACAUGGAUGAUUGGAUGAAAUUCUCAGAAACGGCGCUUCCCGCUAAAGAGCAAUUUUACAGCAAAUUAACGCAAUCGCACAUCUCAUAUACUGAGUACACGCAUGCGCAAAACGUUUGGCAAAAUUUUAAUAUUCAAAAUUUAGGGGAAUAUAGCGAUCUCUAUCUGGUGACGGAUGUACUAUUGCUAAGUGACGUUUUUACUAAUUUUCGAGAAAAGUGCAUUACGACGCAUAAACUAGAGCCUGCAUUCUUUUAUACUGCUCCGGGGUACACAUGGCAAAGCAUGCUCAACUAUACAAAGGUAAAAUUAGACCUUUUAUCCGAUAUAGAUAUGAUACUAUUCGUGGAAAAGGGUAUAAGAGGUGGAAUAACCCAGUGCUGUACAAAAUACAGUAAGGCUAAUAAUAAGUAUAUGGAAAAUUAUUUUGCAGGGAAGCCUUCCUCUCAUAUCCUUUACACAGAUAUGGUUAAUUUGUAUGGAUGGGCCCAAAGCCAGUGUUUACCGCAAAAUAACUUUAAAUGGCUUAGCGAUGCGAAAUUAAAAUCACUAACACCUGAAGUGAUUUCGAAUAUAUCGGAUGAUGCCGGUCAAGGCCUUAUAUUGGAGGUGGAUUUAUCAUAUCCACAGCAUUUGCAUAAUCGCCAUAAGUAUAUUCCAUUUUGCGUUGAGCAUGACACUCCACCUGGUGGUAAAAAUAAGAAACUGCUCGCAACCUUAGAAUCUAAAACUAAAUACGUGAUUCAUUAUCGUAAUUUGAAACAAUGCCUUCAAGUAGGGCUUGUGCUUGAAAAAGUUCACCGCGCGAUAAGUUUCAACCAGUCUCGUUGGCUUAAACCGUAUAUAGAUUUAAAUACGAGGUUGCGAGCGCAGGCCAAUAAUCCGUUUGAAAAGAAUUUGUACAAGUUGCUAAACAACGCAAAUUUUGGAAAAACCAUGGAGAAUGUGAGAAACCAUAGAAUUAUCAAGCUGAUUACUCGCUGGAGCGGUCGGUAUGGAGCUAAUUAUUACAUCUCCCAGCCGAAUUUCCAUAGUAGGGAGAUUUUCGAUGAGGAAUUAAUGGCAAUCGAAUUAUCCAAGGUCGAAAUCAUCAUGAAUAAACCUCUCUAUGUUGGGAUGGCUAUUCUAGAUAUUUCUAAAACCUUAAUGUACGACUUUCAUUACAAUUUUAUGCAGCAACAGUUUGCAGAUGAUUGUAUGAAAGUCUUGUACAUGGAUACUGAUAGUCUUGUAUAUGAGGUAAUAUGUGACGACGUAUACGAUGUGAUUCGAAACAAUAUUGAGCGGUUUGAUACAUCCGAUUUUCCCGAAGAAAACGAGUUUAACAUUCCAAGACGUAAUGCUAAGGUGAUAGGUCUAAUGAAAGAUGAAAUGAGCGGUAAAGUGAUUACCGAGUGGACGGCUUUGGCAUCGAAAAUGUAUAGUUUUAAGACCAGAGACUGUGAUAUUAAGAAAUUAAAAGGUGUUAAGGCUAAUAUUGUAAAAAAUAGAAUUAGUUUCAAAGAUUACUUAAAUUGUUUAAGAAGCGGAAAUGUUAAAAUUAUCUCUCAAAGCAACAUAAUAUCAAAAAGUCAUAAAGUAUAUAGUGUGGAGCAAUCUAAAGUAGCGUUGCGCAAUAACGAUGACAAGAGGUAUACACUACCUAAUGGAAUCGAUACGCUACCUUGGGGACAUUGUGAUAUUCCCAUCCAAAUGGAAUUAGAAUAA